Tupaia belangeri chinensis (Chinese tree shrew) is the source of this 840-nucleotide messenger RNA. Its product is annotated as poly [ADP-ribose] polymerase 9-like. The transcript has a single exon. NCBI's taxonomy places the organism in Eukaryota, Metazoa, Chordata, Mammalia, Scandentia, Tupaiidae. The annotation marks the transcript as partial. The record is from RefSeq and is a predicted model, not a curated record. Gene Ontology annotation, molecular function: NAD+ poly-ADP-ribosyltransferase activity; ubiquitin-like protein ligase binding; transcription corepressor activity. Gene Ontology annotation, biological process: protein poly-ADP-ribosylation; positive regulation of type II interferon-mediated signaling pathway; negative regulation of gene expression. Gene Ontology annotation, cellular component: cytoplasm; nucleus.
GACACGUUCAGAGAAAACUAUAGUUGGAAAAUUCCUAUUACUCACAAUGACUUCAAAAUUUUAAAAAAUAAUGAAAGUCAGCUGAAUGAAGUCCUUCGGCUUAAGUUUAACUGUGUCUCUACCCUGGUCUCUCUAACUCUGGAAGGUAACAGAAAGUCUCUGCAGGUCUACAGAAAGAUGCUGAGUCCUGGGCUAGAGUUAUCUGUGUGGAAAGAUGACCUCACCAGACAUGCUGUUGAUGCUGUGGUGAAUGCAGCCAAUGAAGACCUUCUGCAUGGGGGAGGCCUGGCCCUGGCCCUAGUGAAAGCUGGUGGCCCUAAAAUCCAAGAAGAGAGCAGAAAAUUUGUUGCCCAAUAUGGUAGAAUAUCAGCUGGUAACAUAGGUGUCACUGGAGCUGGGAUGCUUCCCUGCAAAACGAUUAUCCAUGCUGUCGGGCCUCGGUGGUUGUCGACUGAACAUCAGAGAUGCAUUAGUGAGCUGCAAUGUGCCAUUAUGAAUGUACUGAACUAUGUUAUCUUUGGAAAUGUGAGCAUUGAGACAGUAGCAAUUCCAGCCCUGAGCUCCGGAAUUUUCCAGUUCCCUCUGAAUUUGUGCACACGGGUCAUUGUAGAAACAAUCUGGUCUUAUUUCCAAGAAAGGCAAGGAGUCAGUAAAUUGAAAGAAAUUCACCUGGUGAGCAAUGAGGACCCUACUGUUGCUGCCUUUAAAGAUGCUUCAGAAUUACUUUUAGGACCGACAGAGCAGGUCCUCCAGAUGAGUCGAGAAGCCAUCCCUCCUUCCAACAUGAUAGUCAUAAACAACCUAACUCUCCAGGUUCUUCAGGAUCACAUUGAAUGGCAG